Oreochromis niloticus (Nile tilapia) is the source of this 3670-nucleotide messenger RNA. It is a transcript of the gene mttp, whose product is annotated as microsomal triglyceride transfer protein. Bases 1 to 2661 code for a protein of 886 amino acids. The transcript is spliced from 18 exons. The record is from RefSeq and is a predicted model, not a curated record. Gene Ontology annotation, biological process: lipid transport; cholesterol homeostasis; lipoprotein metabolic process. Gene Ontology annotation, cellular component: endoplasmic reticulum; basolateral plasma membrane; Golgi apparatus. Lineage: Eukaryota; Metazoa; Chordata; Actinopteri; Cichliformes; Cichlidae. Gene Ontology annotation, molecular function: lipid binding.
AUGCUGACUUUUGUUGUGUUCUUGAUUUGUGCAGCCUCAUCUGUCUCAGCUUCUGCCAAAGGUGCUGCUGCUGGACCUCGACUGAACAACAACCAGCUGUACAAAUUCAGCUACACCACUGAGGUUCUGGUAGACAGAGUCAGAGGGUCAAAAGAGGGCAGUGCUGGCUACAAGAUCUCAAGUGAUGUGAAUGUUAACCUGGUUUGGAGAGAUCAGACCAACAAGGAUGACCAGCUGAUUCAACUGGCGAUCUCAAAUUUGAGGAUAGAGCCUGUGUCGCCCAGAUCAGAGAAAAAGAACAUCCUACAUGGAUCCACAACCAAAAGUAUUUUGGGAAAAAAUAAACUAGCAGCUCUAACAAAGCCUUUCUUGGUGCAUCUAAAAAAUGGAAAGGCAAAAGCAUUUUAUUCCUACCGGUCAGAACCUGCAACAGUCAAGAAUCUAAAACGAGGCCUGGCCAGCCUGCUGCAAGUGCAGCUCAGUACUGGGAAGGUUGUAGAGAAUGAUGUGUCUGGGAGGUGUACUGUUGAGUACAAGGCAGUAAAAGGUCAAGUAACAAGAACCAAGAAUCUAGAGACAUGUAAGACAGAAGAGACUGGAUUUACCACUCACAGUAAGGUCCUGGGUGUGAGUAGGAAGGCCAGUUCUGUUACAGUGUUCACACUUGAAAAUGGUUUCAUACGCUCAGCUGAGGCUGAAGAAACACACUCCCUGGCUGUUAAUGCUCGCAGAUCUGUUGCAGCUAAAGUCGUGUCCAAGCAAAGCCUGAAAUUGGUUGGUACAGAGGCAGGACCACUGGAGGCUGCUGGGAAAGAUGCUGCUGCGGUUGUCAAGUCAAUGGAUACCAAACUGGCAGCUGUUGGUAUUGCGGCUGAGAAGGUCAAAUCUGAGUGCAAAGGCUGCCCAUCGCUUUUCGAACAUUGGCAGGCUGAGAAGAAGCAGCUGGAGCCAGAGAGCCUGUCCAAAGCCAGGGCUCCUCGGAGCUUCCUGGCCCUCAUCCAGACCAUUAGGAAGGCGCCCAAGGACGAGAUCCUCAAAGUGCUGAAGAGUGCCAGCAAGACGUCUCUACCUCAGGUUGUUGAUGCUGUAACAUCCUCCCAGACCUCUGAAUCCCUGGAUGCCAUGCUGGAAUUCCUUAACUUCACUGAUGCCAAAGGUUUGGUUCUGCAGGAGAGGUUUCUCUAUGCAUGUGGCUUUGCUUCACAUCCCAAUGAGAGAAUGCUCCAGGCCCUGCUGGAUAUUUCUAAAGGGAAGAUCGGCAGUACUGACAUCAAAGAAUCUGUGGUGAUCAUUAUGGGAGCCUUGGUCCACAAACUGUGCCAGAAAGGAGGCUGCAAGUUACCUACCGUGGAGCAGGUCAAGAAGAUGAUAUUGAACGGUCCCGACAGCACGACGGUUGAGUCGGAGGUCCAGAUGUACCUUUUGGCCCUAAAAAACUCUCUCCUGCCUGAGGCCAUUCCUAUCUUCACAAAAUAUGCUGAAUCAGAAGUGGGAGCCUAUAGCACCAUUGCCCUCACUGCCCUGCAGAGAUAUGAUGUGAAUCUCAUGACCAGUGAGGUCAAGCAAACAGUCAACAGGGUUUAUCACCAGAAUCGCCGCAUCUAUGAGAAAAAUGUGAGAGCUGCCGCUGCUGACGUCAUUCUCAGUAGCAACCCCACAUACAUGGAGGUGAAGAAUCUGCUUCUGUCCAUCGGAAACCUGCCACAUGAAAUGAACAAGUACAUGCUGUCAAAGAUCCAGGACAUCCUCCGCUUCCAGAUGCCUGCCAGCAAAGUGCUACGGCAUGCUAUGAAGGACAUGAUUUCUCAUAACUAUGACCGCUUUGCAAAGGUUGGAUCAUCAUCUGCAUUUUCAGGAUUCAUGGCUCAGUCCUCCGAUCUGACCUCCACAUACAGUUUGGACAUCUUAUAUUCAGGCUCUGGGAUCCUCAGAAGAAGCAACAUGAAUAUUUUUGGUGCUACUAACGAAGCAAUGCUACAUGGAUUACAGGUGGCGAUCGAGGCCCAGGGUCUGGAGUCUCUGAUUGCUGCCACACCUGAUGAGGGGGAGGAAGACCUGGAGUCAUUUGCCGGGAUGUCGGCUCUGCUUUUUGACAUCCAGCUGCGACCCGUCACCUUCUUCAAGGGUUACAGUGACCUCAUGUCUAAAAUGUUCUCCAUGACCGGAGACCCCAUGAAUGUCGUGAAGGGUCUCAUCCUGCUCUCGGAUCAUUCUGAGGUCAUCCAGCUCCAGUCUGGUCUGAAGGCAAGUGCGGAGUUUCAAGGAGGUCUCGCCAUUGACAUUUCUGGAGGCAUGGAGAUCAGUCUGUGGUACAGAGAGUCCAAGACCAGCGUCAACAACAGAGGAGCAUUAGUCAUCACUGGCAACGUUACUGUGGACAUGGACUUUUUAAGAGCAGGUGUGGAGGUCAGCUUUGAUACAGAGGCAUCACUGGACUUCAUCACCACCGUCCAGUUCUCAGAAUACCCCUUCCUGGUGUGCAUGCAGAUGGACAAAUCUACCUUCCCAGUCAGUGAAUACCUGACCAAGUAUGAGAGCCUGCCAUCAGGGAAGAGUGUUGUAUCUCGCAAAAGCAAAAAGACACUCGUUCCUGGUUCCGAAUUCCCUCUUCACCAGGAGAACUCGAACAUGUGCAAGAGGGUUUUCGACUCCAACUGGUAAAAAAGAAGCCGUCAGAUUUCAAAAUGCCCAAGUGCUUCACUGCAUUCAGGGACAGCAGCCACACCUCUGGUGUGACAAAGCAGGUUGUGAAAAAGCAGUAAAAGACCAUAAGAAAAGAAAAGUGGUGCAUUUUUUUUUAUUAACAACACAUGCAAUGUUUACAUUCCUGUGAGUAUUUAAGUCAUUGUAAUUCAACCUUUUGUUUCCAAUCAGGGAUCCUUUCUUUGUGUUUUUAUGGAUUUAUUUGAAAAUGUAUUUAUGAUGGGCACAUACAAGAUGUAUGUUUUAUAUGAUGUGAAAUACUCAGCAUGAAUAGUGCCACUGUAAUCUUCUCCAACACAGUUACAGCAAAGAGGAACGUGUAAAUAUCAGACUUCAGAGCGCAAUUUAACUCAGAACACAUGUGCUCUUUUCCUGAACCAAUUCUUCUUUUCUUUUCUUUUUUUUUUAAAUUAAAUGUAUUUUAAAGAGGAGCAGUUUAUUGUUUUACAUCACUGUAUAACCCUUGACAGGCUUGAAAUAACUUCAGGGUAAUGCUCUCAAUUAAUUCAGUCUUUUACAAUCUUGUUGAAGAUUUAAGUUGCUCCUACAAAGUUAACAGAUUUGUUAGCCUUGUCAUUACUUUAUGAAUUAUCAGAUGAAAACUGAAUCCAUAAAAGUGAAUCCAUUACCAUAAUUUAUUUUUAUUUUUUUUUGUAUAGGAAUAUAAUUGAUGUUUGUCUGAAAAUGUUUGGGUACAGCAUGAACUUGAUUCCAUGUUAAGGAAACAGAUUGGUUGACAAAAAGUGUACACACUGAAAAUAUGUUGCUUUUUGACUCAGUUUUCAGUGAAGCAAAUUUACAUAAUGCACAACAUUUCUGAUCUGUUGUGCCCGUGCUCCACCAGUUUUACAUGUUAAAGUCGCUAUAUUUGUCUACUUACCCCAUGAAAGCGAUUGAAUGUAUGCAUGUACAGUGCUGCGCAAACAUUUUAGAGACAAAAAUAAACUCAGGAUGCUUCUAAAAACUA